Molecule: messenger RNA, 1248 nt
Organism: Penicillium daleae
Lineage: Eukaryota; Fungi; Ascomycota; Eurotiomycetes; Eurotiales; Aspergillaceae
Product: M20 family metallopeptidase
Exons: 5
Coding region: 1-1248 (415 amino acids)
Molecular function (GO): dipeptidase activity
Source: RefSeq, a predicted model, not a curated record
AUGGCAGAACAUGUUACUCUCCAGCCGGCUGACAUGGUCGAGGAGAUAGUGAGCGCCGUGGACAGUGCUAGUGAUGAGCUGCGGCGCUUGAGUCUUGAAAUUUUCAACAAUCCAGAGACAAAAUUUGAGGAGUUCAAAGCUUGUGAGCUGUUGUCAAAUUGGCUUGAGAGCCGUGGGUGGAAAGUUAGCCGAGGUGUAUAUGGUCUCAAGACUGCGUUUGAGGCACAAUUCUCGGUUGUUGAAGGAGGAAGGACAGUUUGUUUCAACGCAGAGUAUGAUGCCCUCCCUGACCUGGGACACGCGUGUGGUCAUAACUUGAUCGCGAUCUCCUCCUUAGCAUCUGCGAUUUCGCUUGAGCACGUCCUGAAAACCCAUCAUUUGCCGGGUACACUUGUCGUUAUGGGAACGCCUGGAGAAGAAUCCGGCGGCGGGAAAUGGAUCAUGGCGAAGAAUGGUGCUUGGAAUGGGUUUGAUGCUUGCGUAAUGACACACGGGAUGCGAGAUUUUAGCACUCCACUCUGCUUAACGAAGGCUUCCUGGAAGUUAAGAGCACGAUUCCAUGGCCUAGCAGCACAUGCUGCCACCGCUCCAUGGAGAGGAUUAAACGCUUGUGACGCUAUCGUGCACGCGUAUACUGCAAUCUCGAUGCUACGCCAACAUCUCGAGAAAGGCUCUAGUAUUCAAGGAUGCAUUCUUGAGGCGGGAAAGGCGUCCAAUAUAAUACCGGAUUAUGCAGAGGGUCUGUUCAGCAUAAGGGCCCCCACAAUGCAGAAGCUGGGAGAGCUCAAGUCCAGAUUUGAGCCCAUAUUUGACGCUGCAGCCGCUGCAACAGGAUGUAGUGUUGCGCUUGACUGGACAGCGCUGUACGAAGAUGUUGUCUCAAAUGACACACUCGCUGAGCAGUAUCGCAAUUACAUGAUACAGCACUUGGGUACCAAGCCAGAGCAACUACCCACAUUAGAAGAAUCCCGAGUGCUUCAUGAUCAACCGGGAUGCUCGGACUUUGGUAGCUGCACAUAUAUUUGCCCUGGAAUUCAGGCCAUGUUUUCGAUAGAAGCAACAGACUUUCCCCAUUCAAUCGGGUUCCGUGAAGCAUCCUGCGGGGAAUUUGCUCACAACGAGGCACUGAAAGCUGGCCAGGCAAAUGCUCUUAUUUCCCUCGACAUUCUUACCAACGAUGACUUCGCAGGUGAAGUGAAGGAAGAGUUCAUUGAGGCCAUGAAGAAGGCAGGUCGCUGGAAAGCAUGA